This is a messenger RNA of Alosa alosa (allis shad), 1281 nucleotides long. RefSeq names its product NACHT, LRR and PYD domains-containing protein 1b allele 3-like. Bases 48 to 866 code for a protein of 272 amino acids. The transcript has 7 exons. The record is from RefSeq and is a predicted model, not a curated record. NCBI's taxonomy places the organism in Eukaryota, Metazoa, Chordata, Actinopteri, Clupeiformes, Clupeidae. Gene Ontology annotation, biological process: regulation of apoptotic process; inflammatory response; innate immune response.
CUUGUCAAAUUAAUGUGUGCCUACAAGCAUUGGGUAGGUUGUUUGACAUGCCAGCUUUCAAUCGUAGGCUUCCAGAGAGUGCUUGCAUUGUAGAGCGCCACCGAGCAGAUCUCAUUGGACACAUUACCCAAGUGAUGCCUCUGGCUGACAGGCUGCGGUCACUGGGCAUGCUCCAUGUAGAGGCCUACGAAGAGAUCCGCGCAGCCAAGACCAGCCAGGAGAAAAUGAGGGAGCUCUUCAAAGCUCUGGACUCAGGGGGGGACAGAGUCAAAUCUGCCUUUUACUGCACGCUCAGAGAUAUCCAUCCCUACCUGCUUCAAGACCUGGAGGGCCAGGCGAACAGGAGCAGAAGGAAACAUUUCCCCAGCCCUCCUCUCGCCCCCGAGGGGAUGAGAGGCAAGCACACAGUAACUGAAGUCCCAAGGGGACCGACACUAAUGCAGAUCCUAGCUUCCUUUUGUUUCCUCCUUCCUUUCCUCCACCUCAUAGGGCAAUUUAGUCAAGGCUGGAUGGAAAGAUAUUGGAGGGCCUGGGAUGAGGACAACACACACCACACCAACGUGGCCAACGCAUUUGGAAGUGACAUCUACGUAGAAUUGAGAGGACCACAUGACCGUGUUUAUACUGCACAGAUUCCACAUGAUAGUCAUGAAUCGUUCCAAACAGAAAAGGGGCAAGUCACCGUGAAGAUUUAUGCUGAUGACUGCCAUAAGAAGGUCCUUGUUAGCAAAGCAUUUGAUUCCGACAUCAGUGUUAUAGUCAAGAAUGACAAUGGUAAUCCAUAUUUUGUCAGAUCCAAGUAUGGUAAAGUUUGGCAAGAAGAAGAAUACAAACGAUUACUUGUUGAUGAACCCUUAAAGGUGUAGGUUUUUGAACAUUCUAAGUUCCGCAACAAUUGAAGGUUCUAAAAUUCUAUGUUGAAUUCAAUGAACCCAGAUAUUCUUUAGAAUGUUAAUUUCCCAACAUUCCCGUCACACCGGUGUGACGGUACUCCUUUAAGGCUUAAUGUAGACAGAGGCAGUGCUAAUAUGGGAAGGCAGUGACUGCUGAUUGCAUCAGAGGUGGACAGUUAGUGCGGUGUAAGAAAAUUUUUAAAAAUUGUACCCAGUCUGUCCAGCCUAUUGGACCCACAGUCCAGCCUAUUUACAGUUGGAUUUUUACAAUUUUGCUAAAAAAAGUUUGCCACAAAACUACUGUGUAAAGCAGAGCAUUCUGUUAAAAAUCUUGGUGUAUUAAUUGACAGUGAUCUAAAUUUCAACAGCCACAUGAAAGCAAUAACUA